Molecule: messenger RNA, 645 nt
Organism: Drosophila suzukii
Lineage: Eukaryota; Metazoa; Arthropoda; Insecta; Diptera; Drosophilidae
Gene: Obp19d
Product: Odorant-binding protein 19d
Biological process (GO): sensory perception of smell
Molecular function (GO): odorant binding
Source: RefSeq, a predicted model, not a curated record
CCAUUCGCAUCCAAGUCAGAGUUCGUACGUCGCGCAAUUCAAUCGCAAAUCGAAAUGUCGCGUCUGGUCAACAAAUCCGUCCUGGUCCUCCUGGGCCUGGUGUGCCUGCUGGGAGCCGCCUCUUCCAAGCCGCACGAGGAGCUGACCAAGGACCAUGUCACCGAGCUGGCCAACGAGUGCAAGGCUGAGACGGGCGCCAGCGAUGAGGAUGUGAAACAGAUGAUGGACCACGAGGGAGCCGAGGGACACGAGGGCAAGUGCCUGCGCGCCUGCGUGAUGAAGAAGUUCCAGAUUAUGGAUGAGUCCGGCAAGCUGAACAAGGAGCACGCCGUGGAGAUGAUCAAGGCCAUGAGCAAGCACGAUGCGGAGAAGGAGGACGCCCCCGCCGAGGUGGUGGACAAGUGCGAGGCCAUCGAGGCACCCGAGGAUCAUUGCGACGCUGCCGUCGCUUAUGAAUCCUGCCUGUACGAGCAAAUGAAGGAGCACGGACUUGAGCUGGAGGAACACUGAAAACCGAUUUGAGGCCCAUCCUGAACCCGUUACUGAAUCACAAGCGCCCCCUCUGAAAUAUAACCAUCUAUUUUUUUUAUAUGUAAACCUAUGACUAGUCUUUAAGUAACUGAUAAAAUGAACUGCAGAAGAUAA